Messenger RNA from Schizophyllum commune H4-8, 1929 nucleotides. RefSeq names its product Galactokinase. Bases 276 to 1865 code for a protein of 529 amino acids. The transcript has 9 exons. Gene Ontology annotation, molecular function: ATP binding; galactokinase activity. NCBI's taxonomy places the organism in Eukaryota, Fungi, Basidiomycota, Agaricomycetes, Agaricales, Schizophyllaceae. Gene Ontology annotation, cellular component: cytosol; cytoplasm. Gene Ontology annotation, biological process: carbohydrate phosphorylation; galactose metabolic process. The record is from RefSeq and is a predicted model, not a curated record.
GGGCAGCGGUCCGGGGCCCCCGCCUCCCCCAACUCUUCGAACUACGGAGAUGCAUCGUAGGGUUCUGGGGAACGUCUGAAAGCCCAAAACAGAGCGUGAGACGGCGUCGAUCAACCGGAGUGCGUCAUGUGGGUCGGUGCGGGGCAUGCGGAUUUGUUGAGUCUACACCCGCGCCGACCUCGCCGCUGGGCUCUGUGGUCCGAGAAUUGGUCAGGAACGGUAUAUAAACCUCCCAGCCCGCACCAUCAUCCUCCCACAAACCUACCCCCAUCAUCAUGGCUGCCCUCGCACCAAUCCCCAUCUACACAAGCUUGUCUGAGUUGUAUGACAACCUCGGGACAGCCGCCAGCCACGCCCCCCGCUGGAACAACUUGAUCGACGAGUUCGAGAAGCGCUUUGGGGGGAAGCCCAAGUACAUCGCGCGUGCGCCCGGAAGAGUCAAUUUGAUAGGCGAGCACAUCGACUAUGCGCUCUUCGGCGUGCAGCCGAUGGCGGUCGAAUCCGACAUCCUGAUCGCGUGCGCACCGAGCAAGGCGGGCUCCGUGCAGUUGGAGCCCGGACAUGUCGUCGCGCAGAACCUGGCCAAGAAGUACGGUCCGCAAGCGUUUGCGCCGCUCUUGCAGUCGGACAAGUUGGCGGCAUCGGAGGACGCCGUGCGCGCGUGGAAGCUGGACAUUGACACGAAGGAGCUGCACUGGGAGAGCUAUGUGAAGGCCGGAUAUUACGGUGUGCUAAACGAGUACUUUGCCUCCUCGUCUUCGGCGCCUCCGGUCCCUGUUGAUCUCCUGGUCACCGGCUCGGUUCCCGCAGGGUCCGGGUUGUCUUCGAGCGCUGCGAUGGUCGUCGCCAGCACCCUCGCCUUCCUCUCCGUCAACGGCAAGCUCGACGAGCCCGAAACCACCCGCCUCACGAAAGGCGCCCUCGUCGGCAUGGCCAUGCAGAACGAACAGCGGGUUGGCGUCAACAGUGGCGGUAUGGAUCAAGCAGCGUCCGUCAUCUCCACCCCCUCAGCGGCGCUCUACAUCACCUUCUAUCCGAAGCUCGCCGCGGACCCGACCCCACUCCCCGCUGGUGCGGUCUUUGUCAUCGCCAACAGCCUCGUUGUGUCGGACAAGGCGGUCACAGCGAAGUUCAACUACAACCUGCGUGUGGUGGAGACACUGGCUGGAGCGAGGGCGCUGGCGCGCGCGUUGAACUUGCCUGUGGGGCCGAAGGAGAAGAUCACGCUGAGAGAGGUCGUGGGGCGGUUGGUGAAGGAGGAUAAGGAGAAGCCGAUGAGCGAUGGCGAGCUCAGGGAUGUGCUCGUGCGGAUGGACAAGGAGAUUGAGGUCUUGAAGCCCAAGAAUGCGCCCGAGGGCGAGCUUGGCGUGACGCUCGAGGAGAUGAUCGAGUUGACCGGCUUGUCGAAGGAGGAGUUCCAAGACGUAUACCUUAGCUGGGUCGAAGUCGAAGCCACCCGCUUCCAGCUCUACAAGCGCGCGAAACAUGUCUUCUCCGAGGCGCUCCGCGUGCUUCAGUUCCGCGACACCUGCCUGCAGAGCCCGCCCGACGUCUUCGCGAAGCUCGGCGCGCUAAUGAACGAGUCGCAGAAGAGCUGCGCGGAGGACUACAACUGCUCGUGCAAGGAGCUCGACACGCUCACGAGCAUCGCGCGCGAGGCGGGUGCGUGGGGGAGCCGGCUGACUGGCGCGGGCUGGGGCGGCUGCUCUGUGUCGUUGGUCUCGGAGGAUAAGGUCGAGAGCUUCAUUGAGCAGGUGAAGGCGAAGUAUGAGCCGUACAAGGCUUUGUCGGAGGCUCAGCUCAAGGAUGCGAUCUUUGCGACGAAGCCUAGUAGCGGAGCGUGCGUGUUCAAGUUCGAAGAGUAGAGAAAGAAGCAGCCAAUAGAAAUGUAAUUAUGUGCCAUGACCCGAUUGUAAUACUAAUGCGCGA